This is a messenger RNA of Colletotrichum graminicola M1.001, 1434 nucleotides long. Its product is annotated as pH-response regulator protein palC. The coding region runs from base 1 to 1434 and encodes 477 amino acids. The record is from RefSeq and is a predicted model, not a curated record. NCBI's taxonomy places the organism in Eukaryota, Fungi, Ascomycota, Sordariomycetes, Glomerellales, Glomerellaceae. Gene Ontology annotation, cellular component: plasma membrane. Gene Ontology annotation, biological process: cellular response to pH. The transcript is spliced from 2 exons.
AUGCCUUUCCCCUUCAUUCUCCCGACAACCUCGGCCUUCUCAUUCUCAUCUAGUUUCAGCAGCGAUACUCACCCCUCCCUGCCCCUCAGUUCCAGCACGUAUCGCGGAGUUGUGAGAGAUGCCCUCAAGAAGCACAAGCGAUUACCGCCAGCAUCACAAUCGUCUCACGUCUCGACAGUCGUCGGUGCUCUGAACGGUUACAUUCCUUAUAUCCUUGCCAUUGACGCUGGUCUGAACCCAGCAACUCAGUCUGGCGACUACAUCAACCUCAACACUAAGGCGCCGCCAUCCAUCGAAUGGCGACCCACACUCUCAGAUAACGCAGUGCCAGGAAGAGAGCAGUCCCGGGUGAAGAUCCAGCAUGUGGAGCACGAAAUCUUUUUCACGCUUUCCACGCUGGCUAAUUCGUAUACAUUGAUCGCCCGGGCUGCUCUCCACCCAUUGUAUGUCGCAACACAGGCUGCCUUGGACAACCAACAACGCACAGCAGCCAUCCAAACCGCAACCAAAUACCUCCUAGACGCCGCAUCAAUAUAUGACUACAUAGCCUCUCGGGCGGAGAGGGCCCAGGUAGAGCCACCCUGCAGCGAUGUCUCACCCUCGACCCUCCGAGCCAUGUCAUCUCUGGCUCUCGCCGAGGCAACCAUGCUUGCGGUGUUGAAGGACGACCCCUACCCAGCCAUAAUCGCCCAGGACCGCAACAAGAAUGACCGCGAAUGGAUGUACAAGGCCCCCGAGAUCCCCAAGGUUCGCGCUCACUUGUUCGCGCGCCUCUGCCUCGCCGCUGCCGAGCACGCCAGCCAGGCCUCCUCUCUGUGCCAAGCCGCAGGGCGCGGCUCUAGCAAAGUCAACGAAGGCAUACUCCGGUAUCUCGAGGAUCUUCGGAGGACGUGCCGCGCAAAGGCGUGCCGCUUUUUCGGUAUUGACGCCGAGAUUGGUGGCCAAGUAGGCACAGCGAUUGCCUGGCUUCAGGCGGGGCUACAGGAACUGGGUGUUGAGUCCAAGUACUCGAACAAAAGCUCCGGAUUCGGCCGUUUCAAGAAGGAGUGGAGCGAGAAGCGGGAGGAACGGAAGGUCGAGAAGGGAACGACAUGGGGAGCGGACGGCGGCAAGGGCGAGGAGACGCGCGUGAUCGAGUUCCUCGAAGGGAAAUGGCACAAACUUAAUGACACGAUGAACGUUCAGACUAUACCUCCGAUUGGCCCGUUAUUGGCACAGAUGCCAUCCGGCCGAGCAAUGCAUACUCUCAAGCCGUACCAGCCACCGAUACUGGAUCGCAGCAUACUGGAAGCCAUGCGGGCACCGCCUGAGAGAAGUGACGACUAUGGGGAUUCCCUGAGCUCGGAAGAUGAGGCGAAGGGUCACUCCGGACCACCGGGUGGCUAUCCUGAGUCGAGACCGGAGUACAGGAGUGGGAGCACCUCAUAUUACUAG